AUGUACACUCUUCAAUCAGGCCCUUCCUUGGAUCUGUGCUCUCCGGAUCCUUCCAUCACUUCAUCAGCAUUGCUGCCGUCACUAUCCAGAGUGGUAUCCGCAUCGGUACCAUUAUCAACCGCACCGAAAGGGAUUCGUUCAUGGCCAAAGGAUAGAUGGGAAAGCAUCUACAAUUUCCUCAAAGAUAAACUACAUGUCCAGCGACUGAGCCUCAGAAAAGGUGAUCGAUUGAAUGUCGAGCUGAGCGAUGAGGCCGAUACAUCCGACAAUAUCAACCGCUUAGAUAUCACCAUUGCUUCGGUGGACUCAACGAAAGGUCAAUCCUCGAUUGGAAUGGAGACACGCGCAGGACCGACAAAAUUGCACAGAUUGGCGUCGAAAAAGACCCCUCGCACGUAUACGCCAACAGCAGCUUAUGUGAAAACCGCGAGCUCAACCGUGGAUCCCACACCAACACCAUCGCAUAAGUCCCUUCUCCCGCAUUGGAGCUACAGGAAGAGCUCCAUAGCUGCCGCGGUCUCGAUCGUAUCUAUUACUGCUGUGGCGUUAAUAGCCCUGACUAUCCUUCUCAUCAGAAGGCUCCGACAAUCCUGGAAGCGAUACAAGAAAAGGAAACGCGAUUACGCAAAUUCGAAAUACUCUGCAAUAUCUCCUCUCGACGACAACAUUGGUACCUAUUCAUUUGACACGCCGCGGACCAGACUCGGCCGCGAAUCGUCGAAAUUUGGCUUGAGCCGUUCAACUACUAUGCCAUACGUCGCUGAAGAGGCAACGAGUUUGGGAGCCGUGACACGAGCAAUUUGUGCGAACACGAAUGCCAUGCCAGUUUCGCCUCUUGACUCAGUUGCCGCUGUGAAGCAGUCAGAAGUCAGGCUCCCACAUGUGUCUGUGCCAGAGCGCCCAAAGGAAUCCGAAUUGCUCACGGAGCCGUGGCGGGCUGGCUUUGUUCCGAAGCAAGUGGUCAUUGUGGCUCCUCCUUUGAGUCGAAUGGUGUCAGCAUCAACAGCAGAGAUUGGGCGGCAAUCAUCGUUGAGAACUAUCGAUGAAUUGAGCUUGCCUGAGUCGGAAACAGGCCCUCAAAGCCCACACAAAAAAGCUCGACCCAAGGACGGCAACCAAACUCCGUCUACAGACGAACUUUUCCGUCUUCCAUCAAUCCAGAGAGUCACGUCACCUAUUUUCGAAUUCUGA
Molecule: messenger RNA, 1191 nt
Organism: Aspergillus thermomutatus
Lineage: Eukaryota; Fungi; Ascomycota; Eurotiomycetes; Eurotiales; Aspergillaceae
Exons: 1
Coding region: 1-1191 (396 amino acids)
Source: RefSeq, a predicted model, not a curated record